This is a messenger RNA of Fundulus heteroclitus (mummichog), 3078 nucleotides long. Its product is annotated as HMG box-containing protein 1. Gene Ontology annotation, cellular component: nucleus. The transcript has 13 exons. Gene Ontology annotation, biological process: regulation of transcription by RNA polymerase II. The record is from RefSeq and is a predicted model, not a curated record. Gene Ontology annotation, molecular function: protein binding; RNA polymerase II cis-regulatory region sequence-specific DNA binding; RNA binding. The coding region runs from base 108 to 1607 and encodes 499 amino acids. NCBI's taxonomy places the organism in Eukaryota, Metazoa, Chordata, Actinopteri, Cyprinodontiformes, Fundulidae.
AGCAGCACUACCUGUGAUCGACGCCCUAUCUGACCAAUAGGAUAACUAGGACAUUAUGUUUACAACAACCCCCUCUUUUCCCUACAAGUCGACUGUUUUGCCCCAUCAUGGUUUGGGAGGUGAAAAAUCUACCUCUGCCAUCAAGCAAUUCCAAAGACUACAACAUCCAGCAGGCCCGCCAUCAGCCCGAAUACACGGGAACAAUGAGCGCUGAUGAAGACCAGGUUCACAAUCCACCACGCUGUGACGAGCACUUCCUCUCCUCCUGCCCCAGCCUCCCCACCAGCGACAGUUUCAUGGAAUACGACGACCUGCCAGAUCUACAGGAGGUCCAGGAGGAAUUAACACCAGCGACUGUUUACCAGGUGGAGCUCGGCGUGUCGCACCAGGAGCGGCGUGCCGACCCGCAUCCUCCUCCUGAGACGCUCUUGCUCACACAGCUGGCACACAUCGCCACUGGACCUCAGAGCCCACUUCUACAGGAUCUUCCUCACAGCCGCUCCUCCGCAGUCUGCAUCCCGAGCGCCAGUAGUGAUCUACACACCUACGCCCGUCCUCCGCCUGCUCUCCUUAGCAGCACGUCGCCGUCUAGAGUUCCCCGCAGGGAGCGACAUCGCAGCAGGACGAGCAGCGAGUGUGGCUCUGUGCUGUCGACCAGGUCCUCGCUGUCUGAUGAUGAAGACAUGGGCUGGAGUUUCUCCUGUCCAGCCACUGCCUGGCACUGCUUUCUAAAAGGAACCUGCCUGCAUUUUCACAGCGGGUCACAUGUGGAGUGGCAGUAUGCUGAGGAGUUGGGGUCCGGUGAAGAAGACUGUGCCGAAGAGGAGCGAUCAAGAUUUCUGAAGAGUUAUGGCUCUGAAGGCCUGCAGCUGGUGGAGCAUGAAGAGACAGUGUCCUCUGGUCAGGCUGUGUUGCAGCUAACCUUUGACCCCGGGGUAUUCGGGCACACGCCGAUCACAGCGCGGUGCCAACUGGAUCACCCUUUCUACGUAAAAAACAAAGGAUGGUCCUCGUUUUACCCAAGCUUGACCGUGGUCCAUUAUGGAAUACCAUGCUAUGAAAUGGAGGUAGGCGAUACGUGCCUGCCUCCUGGACACAGGGACACCAAGCACACAGAUGAUUCACUGGUGUUUGACACAUUUAAAAGUUAUGACUUCACUCCUCUGGACUCCUCGGCUGUUUACCUGUUAAGCAGCAUGGCCAGACGCCGACGUGCCUCACAGUCCAGUGGGGGGGCCGUUUCUCCCGACAGAGACGAAUUACCAGAAAGCCACAGUCUCAGCCCUUGCCACUCCAGAUAUCAAAAGCCAACUAAAGCUAAAGCACAAGGUAGCAGCAGUGCCCCGCCCUCUAAGUGCAAGCGGCCAAUGAACGCCUUCAUGCUGUUCGCCAAGAAGUUCAGGGUAGAGUACACGCAGAUGUUUCCAGGCAAGGAUAACAGAGCGAUCAGCGUCCUCCUUGGCGAGCAGUGGAAGAGAAUGCAAAGCGAGGAGCGCCGCGUGUUCACCUUGCAGGCCAAAGCGCUGGCCGAUGAGCAGAAAAGGCUUAACCCCGAUUGCUGGAAGCGCAAGAGAACCAACUCGGGCUGCCAAGGAUUUCAAAGCUGAACUGACAGAGCAUGUAGUAGUACACACACGCAUAUUCAGAAGUCAAACAAAAAGCCUUGUGCUGGGAUUCAGUCCAACUUUCUGCUCAGAGGUCUCGUGUUUCUGAGAUUAUCCCAGAUCUCUGAGGAGAACAACAAAGUUAACAGCCACACCUGCUCUCACCUAUAAUGUGCUCAGUGAACAAAAUGUUUAGGGAAAUACCUCUUAUUCCUGCAGGUGAGUGUGGUGUCUCCCUAUCAAAGACAAGCUUUUCCCAACCAGAACCGCGCUGCGGCUGAGCAGGUUUGAACUUUGAGAGGCGUUCAUCAAUUUACAAAAAUGUGAUCAUAGAAAAACAGAGAGAUGCUCUGGUUCUACUCAGAGUGUCUCUUGAUGCUUGAAGCAGGUAGAGGUUGUGAGGAUGUAGCAUUUUAGCCAAAGCAGUGUAGCCAACUUCUCUAAAAUCCAUGUUAUGAAAUAAGACACAUGCAAUUUAUUUUCUUGCCUAUUAUUGUUUGUAUUUAAACUAAGUGUUGUUGCACAAGAUUAUAUAAUAUGUAUUUAGUGAUAGCUUUUUUUUAAUCUUGUUUAAUUCAACUUUAGUGCAUAAUAUUCCUCCACUAAACAAAUGUACUCCAAGUGUACAAAUAGGGGCUUGGGAGCUUCUUCCCCUUAAUGUAACAUUAAUCCAUUACCACUUAAAGGGAUAAUUUGGGAAAGAAGGUUCUGUUGGAGGGAUAUAGACUUUUAAUAUCUGACCUACAAUGCAUAACGCUCCUCAUUUGUCAUAGAUCGAGCUUGGCUGGUCCCAGAGGCUCACACUAAUGGCUAGUCCAGGAUGGCCCAAAACCAAGGCAGAUCCCUACUGUCCAAAAAUAGCUCCAACCUCAAAAAGGCCUUAAUGCAUUUCUGCAUUGGGCGACUAUUCACACAGACAAUUAAAUGGGAUGCGGUGCCCCACCUGUGAUCUUCCUGUGUGAGACACCUGCGGUGAUUGGUACAUGUGGAGGAAGGAUUCUGGGUCACAGCAAGUGUGUGAUAUAAAUGUAAAGCCGGGUAAAUAGCAAAAAUAUUACAGCAGUGUAAGUGAGCAAUGUUUUAUUACAGUGGUAUUUUUUAAAUAUCAUUUUAACAUAGCUUUAGCCAUAAAGUGUGAUUUUGGUCAUCGUUGGUCAUUUUAGUUGUACUGUAUUAGUCGACUAAAUAAUUGUAAACAUGGUGAACUAAAUGCAUUUUUAAAGAAAAUCACUUCUUUACAAUAACUGAAGUAUCUACACUAGAUAGAAUGGAAGCCGUUACAGUUUCCCCUCUCUUUCCAAGGUCUUUAACCCUGUGAUGAAAAUGUCAAUAUUUUUCAUCAUAGACAUUUUUCUCAAGUUUUCUUUGGUCCCUUUUUGUUGGUGGAGUCGGAUUAUUUGUUGUUGUUUUUCUGUAUAUUGGCUGCACAGUGGCGCAGUGGGUAGCGCUGGUGCAAGAAGUUUCUGGGUUCAAA